Molecule: messenger RNA, 3726 nt
Organism: Heterobasidion irregulare TC 32-1
Lineage: Eukaryota; Fungi; Basidiomycota; Agaricomycetes; Russulales; Bondarzewiaceae
Exons: 13
Coding region: 1-3639 (1212 amino acids)
Biological process (GO): mRNA splicing, via spliceosome
Cellular component (GO): U2 snRNP; nucleus
Molecular function (GO): protein binding; U2 snRNA binding
Source: RefSeq, a predicted model, not a curated record
AUGCAUCUCUACAAUCUCACGCUUGAGCCGGCUACGGCAGCCUCUCAGGCCAUUGUAGGGAACUUUUCUGGGGCAAGGCAGCAGGAAAUCAUCGUCUCCAAUGGCACACGCUUAGAGUUGCUGCGUCCCGACGUGCAGACAGGAAAAGUGGGGACUGUUAUUGCCAGCGAUGUUUUUGGUUCUAUUCGAUCGCUCGCUGCGUUCAGGCUGACUGGCGGAACUAAGGACUACGCAAUAGUAGGAUCCGACUCGGGCAGGAUUGUGAUUUUAGACUACGAUCCGAAGACGAGCAGUUUCGUUAAGGUGCACCAGGAGACGUAUGGAAAGUCAGGCGCGAGGAGGAUCGUCCCUGGGCAGUACUUGGCGACAGAUCCCAAAGGCAGAAGCGUCAUGGUCGCGGCAAUGGAAAAGGCGAAACUGGUCUAUAUUCUGAACAGGGAUGUCGCAGCCAACCUGACCAUCUCUUCGCCACUGGAAGCCCACAAAAACGCGGCUAUCAUCCAUCAUAUAGUUGGGCUGGACGUUGGGUUUGAGAACCCAAUGUUUGCUGCGCUCGAGGUGGAUUACACUGAAUCUGACCAAGACCCAACCGGGGAAGCAUUCAAUAACGCUGAUAAGGUUCUCACUUACUACGAGCUCGAUUUGGGACUCAACCACGUUGUCCGAAAAUGGAGCGAGCCUACGGAUCCUAGGGCGAACCUGCUUGUACAAGUUCCUGGUGGUCAACUCGCUUCCUCCGAUCGUUAUGACGGUCCUUCAGGCGUGCUCAUAUGCUGCGAGGAUCACAUCAUUUACCGGCACGUUGAUGUACCACAACAUCGUGUUCCUAUACCGCGGAGAAAGCACCCACUAGAAGAUACAGAGCGAGGUCUGAUCAUCACAUCCGCGGUCAUGCAUAAGAUGAAGGGCGCAUUUUUCUUCCUUCUGCAAAGUGAAGAAGGCGAUCUGUAUAAGGUCACUAUUGAACAUGAGGAUGAAGAGGUGAAGGCACUUAAAAUCAAGUAUUUCGAUACAGUACCUAUUGCAUCCAGUCUGUGUAUCUUAAAAUCUGGAUUCCUUUUCGUGGCGUCUGAGUUUGGUAAUCACCAGCUAUAUCAAUUUCAAAAGCUUGGAGACGAUGACAAUGAGCCCGAGUUUAGCUCGACUGACUACCCUUCAUUUGGCAUGGCGGAUUUGGCCCAGGCUCUCCCUCGCGCGUAUUUCCGACCUCGACCUUUGGACAAUCUUGCGCUCGCUGACGAGAUGGAGUCAUUGAACCCAAUUUUGGACUCCAAAGUUAUGAACUUACUGCCCAACUCCGACACCCCCCAAAUUUUCACUGCAUGCGGCCGCGGCGCUCGUAGCACCUUCCGCACUCUACGUCAUGGUCUAGAAGUGGAGGAGACCGUCAGCUCUGACUUGCCUGGUAUCCCCAAUGCUGUAUGGACGACCAAAGUGAAGGAAGAUGAUGCCUUCGACUCCUAUAUCAUCCUGUCCUUCGUCAAUGGUACGCUCGUAUUGUCUAUCGGUGAGACUAUCGAGGAAGUGCAAGACACAGGUUUCCUCUCAUCUGCCCCCACCCUUGCUGUACAGCAGAUCGGUGCGGACGCAUUGCUUCAAGUGCAUCCACAUGGUAUUCGACACGUUCUUGCUGACCGGCGCGUUAACGAAUGGAGAGUCCCGCAAGAUAAGAUCAUCGUUGCGGCAACGACGAACAAACGUCAAGUCGUUGUCGCGCUGAGUUCGGCGGAGCUCGUAUACUUCGAGUUGGAUCUGGAUGGGCAAUUGAACGAGUAUCAGGAUCGGAAGGCUAUGGGAAGUACUGUCCUUGCACUAAGUAUCGGGGAGGUUCCACUGGGCAGACAGAGAACACCAUACCUGGCAGUAGGCUGUGAAGAUCAGACCGUUCGCAUCAUCUCCCUCGAUCCAGAAAGCACUCUGGAGACGAUCAGCUUACAAGCGCUCACCGCGCCGCCAUCUGCAAUCUGCAUCGCCGACAUGCUUGAUGCUGGUAUCAACAAAAGUCAGCCGACAAUGUUCGUCAAUAUCGGUCUUCAAAACGGCGUCUUGCUACGGACUGUGUUGGAUCCUGUUAAUGGGCAACUUACAGAUACACGUACAAGAUUUCUUGGUACUCGACCCGUCCGCCUCAUUCGCGUACAGAUACAGCAUCAACCAGCAAUCCUGGCCCUCUCUUCACGAACAUGGCUUAAUUACACCCAUCAAAAUCUGAUGCACUUCACUCCGCUUAUCUUCGAGAAUUUGGAUUAUGCGUGGAGCUUCUCUGCCGAACUUUGCCCCGAGGGUCUGAUCGGCAUCACGGGUAGCGUCCUUCGUAUCUUUCAAAUUCCUAAGCUAGGAACAAAGUUGAAGCAAGACGCCUUACCAUUGUCAUACACCCCGCGCAAAUUUAUUUCCCACCCCCAUAACGGGUAUUUCUACCUCAUAGAAGCAGACCAUCGCGUCAUGAGUGAAGAGGCGAUUGCGAAGAAAACAAUAGAGAUGCGAUCACGAGGUGAGAUGGUCGACGAGGAAGUCCUCGAGCUAUCUCCAGCAGUGUUUGGACGUGCAAAGGCACCCGCUGGUACAUGGGCUUCUUGCAUACGUAUCAUCGACCCUGUCGAGAGCAAAACUGUUGCAGUCAUUACUCUCGACAAUAACGAAGCGGCGUUUUCUUUGGCGGUGGUCCCAUUCGCAGCACGGCAAAACGAACUUCAUCUCGUUGUCGGUACCGCCCAAGACACCUUCUUGGCUCCUCGUUCAUGUACAAGUGGAUUCCUGCGAACAUACAAGUUUAUUGCCGAUGGGGCGGGACUCGAGCUUCUUCAUAAGGCGAGAAAUGAUGUCCCCCUUGCCUUACUAGCCUUUCAGGGAAGACUGGUGGCUGGCAUAGGCAAGUCCCUCAGGAUUUACGAUAUAGGAAAGAAGAAACUGCUUCGUAAAGUUGAGAACAAAAGCUUCUCGUCAGCCAUCAUCAGCCUGAACACUCAAGGAUCGCGCAUCAUCGUUGGCGACAUGCAAGAAUCCAUCACAUUCGCCGUGUACAAGUCGCCAGAAAACCGGCUGCUUGUCUUUGCUGACGACACGCAAGCACGAUGGGUCACCUGUUCAACAAUGGUUGACUACACCACUAUCGCUGCAGGUGAUCGAUUUGGCAACAUUUUCGUCAACCGGCUGGAUAUCAAGGUGUCCGACCAAGUAGAUGAUGAUCCAACCGGGGCCGGUAUCCUUCACGAAAAGGGUCUCCUCAUGGGUGCACCUCACAAGACAUCCAUGUUAGCCCAUUUUCACGUUGGGGAUUUGGUUACAUCGAUACAUAAAGUAUCGUUGGUCGCGGGUGGCCGUGAGGUGCUGCUGUAUACCGGCAUACACGGCACUAUCGGCAUUUUGGUACCUUUGGUGUCGAAGGAAGAUGUCGACUUCAUCUCGACGCUGGAGCAGCACAUCCGGACAGAACAGAAUAGCCUGGUAGGUAGAGAUCAUCUUGCUUGGAGAGGGUACUACGUUCCAGUGAAGGCGGUCGUGGAUGGUGAUCUCUGUGAGACGUUCGCGCGUCUGCCGGCCUCAAAGCAGAGCGCGAUUGCUGGAGAGCUGGACCGAACCGUGAGCGAGGUAUUGAAGAAGUUGGAACAGCUGCGGGUCACCGCCAGUGGGUUCUGAAGGGGUAUCUUUGUUGCUACAGUAUGUGUGUUCAGAGUGUGUAUGUUACGGACUGAGUGUAAAUUUGUUUGAGACCUCAGAGCUUUC